UUAUACUAUCCUUUAUAUCGCUCAACGGCUAUCAGAAUUAUUUUAGUUCAGUAUUUGGAGAUUAGCUAUGCACCUUACAGUUGUUUUUUAAAAUAAAUAGUUAUAGAAUAAUUGAUUAAACUACAACGUCAAAAUUCCGUCUAAAAACAGACGGCAUCUAGACAGUUGAAUUUAGGUCUAAAAAAAUCUAGACGUCUAAUAGACGUCUAUUGCUCGGUGGGAUAUUGGUAGAAGGAUGCUGAGUUUCCCACUGCCAGGCAGGAGGCCUGGAGGAAGACCAAAGAGGAGGUUUAUGGAUGUGAUUAAAGAGGAUAUGAAGGUAGUUGGUGUGAGAGAAGAGGAUGCAGCAGAUUGGGUUAAAUGGAGGCAAUUGAUUCACUGUGGCGACCCCUGAAGGGAAAAGCCAAAAGGAAAAGAAGAAGAAGAAUGUUGAUCACAAAAGGCCCCUGCUGUAAUUCUCUUUUGUGACUAAUGAUGGUUUGUCCUGAGAACUUCUCAAAUUCUGUCCAGUGUCCAAGGUGGCAAUUUAAUAAUAGGAGUAGGUCCAGAAUCUAAACAAAAGGGGUUUGAUACCUGAUUUGACCUAUCCCUUGGCAUUCCAAAGAGUCCCAAGCUGUGUCGGCUACAGACUCUAUAGUUGUGUUAUUGUAGAGACACAGUUUCAUGGUAAAUAAUGUAUUUCUGAGCUUUACUGCCUGAACUGACUGACUGAUGCUCAGGUUUAAUGUCUUUAACGGAAUAAUAACAGUAAACAGACAUUCAAAAAUCGAUGUUUUUAUCCAGAAAAGUCCAGAGACUCUUGAGAACUGACUGAAGUCAUUUUCUUUCAGUGUCUGAUCUGAGGCUGAAGGACAAAAAAGGUCAUGUGACCUGUGAUGUUUCCAAAGAACCAACUUCUGUUCCAGCUGCUGGUCAUCAAGAAGAAGACGUCAGUGUCGGCUUGGAUGCUGCUGAACGUACUGGUGAGUUCAGGAACACUUUUUAUAAUGUGAUGAAUAAAACAUGAUCAAGUCUGAACAUUAAGUUACCACAGAUGACUGGACUGUUAAGUUUAUACCGUUUAGAACUCAUUUCUCUUGUUUACUGUUUUAUGGAUGUGAUAAGUUCACAGUGAUAAAAAUAUUCUUCUUGUUAUCUUGGAAGGUCAUGUUUAUUCUAUUUGUUUACUUUAUGUUCCAGCACCUGAACUCAGGAUUGUGUUGUUAGGAAAGAGUGAUGACAAAAAGGCAGCACUGGGAAACAUCAUUGUUGGGAAGAAAGAAUUUUCUGUCCCAAGAUUCUUAGGAGGAAAACAUUGUGAAGCUGCUCGUGGGACAUGGAACAUGAAACCUUUAACAGUAGUGAAAACUCCAAAUGUCUUCAUUCUGUCUGUAGAGAAAAUUAGAGAAGAGAUGAAGAGAUGUGUGGAGCUCUGUUCUCUGGGACCAAAUGUUCUGCUGCUGUUAGUGAAACCUUCAGAUUUCACUGAAUACAACAGAAACACUCUGAAGUUCAUCCUGAGUCUGUUUGGUGAAGACGCCUUCAAACACUCCAUGGUCAUCAUGACUCAGAACGAAGACAGAAGGAAUCAGUCGGUGGAAAAACUCCUCCAAGACUGCAGACAAAAGCAGCACAGCAUCAAUCUUGAUGAAAAGCAUCCUUCAGGUCAUGAAGUACAAGAGUUAAUGCAGAAAAUGGAAACUAUAGUGAGUGACCUCAGGGGAGGAUAUCUGACACUAACUGAUAAAGCUGAUCAGACAGUGAUGAAAAAGUCCAAACCUCCUCUGAACCUGGUCCUGUGUGGUAGAAGAGGAGCUGGGAAGACUUCAGCAGUCAACACUAUUCUGGGACAAAGAAAGUUUGGUGGACCUGAAGACUCAUCAGAGUGUGUUAAAACCCAGGGAGAGGUGUGUGGACGUCGGGUUUCUCUGCUGGAGCUGCCUGCCUUGUCUGGAAAACCUCAGGAGGCAGUGAUGGAGGAAUCAUUCAGGUGUAUCUCCCUCUGUGAUCCUGAGGGCGUCCAUGCCUUCAUCCUGGUCCUACCUGUGGGUCCCCUCACUGAUGAAGACAAGGGAGAGUUAGAGACCAUCCAGAACACAUUCAGCUCUAAAGUCACAGACUUCAUCCUGAUUCUGUUCACUGUGGAGUCAGAUCCUACAGCUCCAGAUGUUGUUGACUUUAUCAGACAGAACAGAGACAUCCAGGAGCUCUGUCAGAGCUGUGGAGGAAGAUCUGUUGUUGUCAGCAUGAAGGACAAGCAGCAGAUCCCAGAGCUGCUGGAUCAAGUAGACAAGAUGACAGAUGGAGGAUCCAGAUGUUUCACUAAGGACAUGUUCACUGAGGAGAAGGUUUCACAGCUUAAAACAGAACUGCAGGAUGUGAAACGUAGCAGCAGGACAGAAGCUGAAGACAAAAAUCAGACCAGAGAAGAAGACACUAUCAGGAUGGUGCUGUUUGGAAAAACUGGUAGUGGGAAGAGUUCCACUGGAAACACAAUUUUGGGCUACAAACAAUUUUUAGCCAAAGUCGGUGGGAAAUCAGUGACCACAAGCUGCCAGAAAGCAACAGCACAGAUUGAUGGCUUUUCUGUUUCUGUGGUCGACACUCCUGGUUUGUUCGACACAACUCUCUCUCCUGAGCAAGUUAAACAGGAGCUGGUGAAAUGCAUCACCAUGUUGUCUCCUGGACCUCACGUGUUCUUACUGGUGCUGCAGAUCGGUCGAUUUACGGAGGAGGAAAAAGAUGUGGUGAAAAUGAUCAAGAAGAUUUUUGGCCAGAAGUCAGAAAACUUCAUCAUUGUUACGUUCACAAGAGGAGAUGAACUGGAAGACCAAUCAAUUGAAAAGUACAUCGAAGACUGUGGUGACUUUGUAAAAAAUCUGAUCGCUGACUGUGGAGGAAGAUUCCAUGUCUUCAACAACAAAGAUCCAACAAACUGCACACAAGUCAGAGAGCUGCUAACCAAGAUCCAGACCAUGGUGAAAGAAAAUGGAGGCAGUUUCUAUACUACAGAGAUGUUCCAAGAGGCUGAAGCAGCGAUACUGAAGUCAGUGGAGAGGGCAUUGAAGGAGAAGGAAGAGGAGAUGAAGAAAAAGAUGGAAGAGCUGGAAAGAAAACAUGAGGAAGAAAUGCAAAAAACAGUAAAACAAAUGAAAGAACAGAUAUCCAAAAUUGAAUCAGAGAAAGAGCUGAACCUAAAACAACUCAAGGAGAAGGAGGACUACAUUAACAAAGAGCAAAAGGAGAGAGAGAAAGAACAAAAACACAGAGAAGAGGAAGACAAGAAGAGGAAACACCAGGAACAAAUUCAACGACGGGAGUGGAAACAAAAGCUUCGAGAUCUGGAGAAACAGAUAUCAGAGUCUGAGUCAAUGGAGGAGCUCGUCAGAGAGUUAGAGAACACUAGAGAAGAACUGCGAAGAGGGAAAGAAGCCUGGGAGAUGGAGAGAAAAAACUGGUGGGACAAACGGUAUCAAGAAAUACGACAGAAACGAGAGAUGGAACAAAUAAGAAUUCAGAAACUCAAAGAAGAAUUUCAACAUGAAAGAGAUGAAUAUCAAAGAAAAAUAAAAGACGAUUCCAUCAUGAUUGAAAGUGCUGACAGACGACGCAAAGCAUUAGUGAGAGAACACAAGAAACAAAUGGAAGAAAUGAAACAGAAAUAUGAGGACGAUGCCAGAAGUCAAGCUGAAGAACUCAAUGAUUUCAAAGAGAAAUACACCAGAGACUUUGAAGCUCUGAUAGAAAAGUAUGAUGAGGAGAUAAGGGAUCUGAAGCAAACCUAUGAGGUAUUAAUAAAUGAGCGAGAGCAACACAGAGAUAAGUACACUCUUUUGCACAAACUCUCCGGCCACAAAGAAGAAAGUCUAAAACAAGAACUGAAGGAUCUGCAGAAAAAGCAUGAAGAAGAAAUCCAAAACUUAAAGAAGAAAUACCAAAACAAAUGCAUCAUUGCCUGAUCACUUUAAACGGUCUUUCACAGUGUUGUGACUCUGGUGGAAAAACCUCCAGCUCCAGCACUUCAUGAUGAAUAAAAGACGAUGAGUCAGAUUUCUGCAGAAAUGCCAACUGGAUAAGCAGAUGUUAAAUAAGUGCACAGAACUUCCAUAUAUCUUAUUAACAUCAUAUUUGUUCCUUUAGGUUUUUUCAUGGGAGUGAGGUAGACAAACUCUUGGAGAAGUCCUCAUAUGUAGGAAUUAAACACAAUUAAAUGUGUCCAUUUCUUUCUCAUUUUGGUUCCAAUCUUCUGGUUUAUCUUUGACUCCUCUGGACAAAAUUGGUGCAGUUUAACUCAAUGUGUCGUCUUUCUGACUCAGACUUGUUUCUUCAGGUUCUUGAUGGUUUAAGUCAGGGCUUUGAGGAGACCAGUCUAGAAUCUUCAUUCCAGCCUGAUGGAACCAUUUCUUUACCACACCUGAUGUGUGUUUGGACUCAUUGUCUGGUUGAAACAUCCAACUGUGUCCAAGAUCAACCUUCUACUGAUGGUUUUAGGUUUUCCUGAAGAAUGUGGAGCUGAUCCUCCUUCUUCAUUAUUUCAUUUACUUUGUGGAAAGCUCCAGUUCCACAAAGCGUGAUACUGCCACCACUAUGCUUUAUGGUAAGUUUGGGGUUCUUGGGGUUAACACGAGCAAACCCAGGUUUGCAUGAUUUUGUUGUUGAAAGUAGGCCUCGCCUUCAGUUUUUGUUCCAUCUGACCACAUAACUUUCCUCCAGAAGGUCUUUUCUUUGUCCAUGUGAUCAGCAGCAGACUUGAGUGGAGCUUUAAGGUUCUGCUUCUAGAGGAAGAACUUCCUUCUUCAUGGAUCCUCUAAAACCCUGUGGACACUGACAGCUGUGUUCCAGCAGCUUCUCAUUCACUCAGACCUGCUUUUUGAUGAUUCUUGGUUGACUCUUAACCAUCCUGACCAAUGGUCUCUCAGCAGCAGGUGGUAGUUUAUAUUUUCUUCCUGAUGGUGGCAGUAACACAACUGGAUCAUGAACUUUAUUCUGACAAACACAUCAUUUAGGAUCUGAAGCUGCUUUGAAAUGGCUCCAAGUGACUUUCUGACUUGUUCAAGUCAAUGACUUGCUUUUUCAGGUCUUUGCUGAUCUCCUCAGACUUUCCCACCAUGGUGUUUGAGUCUAAUGAGUGGAUCUAAUGGCUUCUAUUUAAACUGGAUCAGAGGAGACAGCAGCUGUAGACAAAUGUAAUCACUUAUGAGAAGCGAAGAGGCUACGAAAACAAAGAAAAUGUGAUGAACAUGACUUUCUACAUCACCAAAACUGAUCAUUGACAUUGCUGUAUAUAUAUUUUUGACCCAGCAGAUUGUCAUAUUUCCAGACAUACAUACGGACAUAGUCUUCAUAAGUGCAUAUAAAUUUUGAUUUAUAACUGUAUGUUUCAAUAGUCCAAUUUUUCAAUGAAAUUUCACAAUUUAUAUGCAUGUUUACACCAUAUAUUGUCUCAAAAACCAUGAGAUAAACAUGUUUUUGUAACUGAUUGUGAUUAAUUUUAGUCUGAUCACUACAAUUACUAUUUAACAACCAGAUCUGUGUGUUUAAGAAUUUAAAGUCAGGUCUUAGGGUGUUUGACUGCUGACCUCUGAAUGACAGUGAAGUUUAACAACCCUAGAGGUGAACACAUCUAUGACUGAUCAGGCAGUCAUCUUCAUUUUUAUCAAAAGUUUUCUGUAUAUAAAAAAGUCACCAGAUUGCAAUGUGGAUUUUUGUUUAGUUUUUUACCUAUACUCCUUUUCUACAUUAAGUUUUUUGGUCUUGUUGUUGUAUGUUUGUUUUUUUUAAUGUAACAGCAACAACAUUUUCUUCCCCACAAUCAGCUUUGAUUUUUAAAAUAUUUACUUCUUUCUUGAUGCAACUACGUCACUUUAUCAUGCAUCACUUCCUGAUGAAUUGAUACAUUUAGAAAUGACAUCUGGCUUCUUAGUUCCACAGCGGUUAAACUGAUCAACACUCUGCCUGCUGUUUCCAGUAAUGAUUCAGUUUGCUUACCUGUAUUCAUUAAUUUCCUAUCUGUUGGUUGGUUGUUGUGUCAUUAUCUGGUAUUCUCAGUAGUUAAUAAAUGUUUUGUGUAUAAUUAUCAUCAAUGCUGUCAUGUAUUCCUUUGAUCAAUAUCAGUAGAUCUAACAACUUUUUUAAUAUUCAGUCUGAAACAUCGAUUUCCUAAUUAUAGCUGGUAGUGCCCCUGAUUUCUCACAAGUGCAAUUUCAGUCUUAAAGUGUAGUUAUGCUACAACAGUGACAGAACAGAAAAACAUAUUACUUCAUUUUUAAAGUAUCACUUGCAAAGUCAAUUUCUAAACUUUGCACAUCUGAACUUUUCACCCAUAAGUUCUGUUGAUUUUUAUGUCAAACUGCUGCAGGAAACUGACUUGAAAUAACAGAUUUCAAACCUGAAAAGUUCUUUACAUACAAUACAGCAGCGGAAAGCUUUGACUGGUGAAGAACAGACAAUGGUUGGGUGAACAGUCUCUAACAUCUCAGCUGCUGAAGCUGGAACUCCUUCAGAGGAGUCAUAAGAGUCUUGGUGGCCUCCCUCACUAGUCUCUGAUCUUGUUCAGUCCAUCAGUUUUUGAGGACAAACUGCUGUAAAAAUAAUGAUGUUACUGUGAUAAUAUCCCAAUAAUCCUCAUUAGAACAACAGUAAAUGAUUAUAUUGUGCAGUUAAACAUGGAAUUAUGUGUCUAAAACACUCUAAAGUGACUUUUAAUGCUGAGCAGCUUUAAUGUCUUUAAUAAAGUUGUCAGAUGAGACCAGUUUUGUAUUUAAUGAGCUUUAAUGAGUCUGUGGGUCGCUGUUGGAGAACUUUGCUGCUGUCUGAUCAACUUUCACUCAGUUUUUACACUUUGUUCUUAAAGUUACUGAGACUUUGUGAACAUUUUAUGACUCAGAGAUUCUUUAACAUUUUAUUUAGACAUCAAUGAUAAUAAAAGUCCUGCUAAUGUUAGAUUUCUGAUCAGUUUUAUUCACCAUCAUUUAAUACAGUAACAUAAGAAAUGAGCAGCACACUAGCUAAAGAGCUACAUAACUUCAUGUUAGGAUAACAAUUUUCCUGGCUAGCUAGCUUCAGUUCUCUGCUGCUGGUGGAUAAAUAUUCCUGUUGAUUUGGAUUUAACUUUAUGUCACAAACUUAAAUAUCACUGAUACACAUAUUUACACAAUGCUCUAAAAUUACACAAUAAAAUACUGUAAUGAAAUAAAAAAGAUUUUAAAAUAGAUUUUACUACUUACCUCUAUGAUUCCUGAUCUUUUUCUUCUGGGUCACCAUCAGAUAAAUUAGGAAAUUAAAUCAGAUCCAAUAAAAUGAGAAUAAAACAUUUCCACAGAAGAAAUGUCAACAUUAAACAUAUAAUUUUCAAAUUAAAGUACAGGUGAUGGUGAGUCUUUUCACAGACAUCCUCACUUUGAUUCAAACUUUAGUUUGUUGUUGAUUCUUGUUUUGGACACAUUUCUACUCAGACGUGACCGUUUGCACCAAUCUGUGAAACAACAGAGUCUUUGAGGCAUUUUGGGGCUUCAGACUUUGGUACUGGAACAAUUCUGGUUCCCUACAGAGACCAGGAACCUC
Messenger RNA from Acanthochromis polyacanthus (spiny chromis), 7542 nucleotides. RefSeq names its product GTPase IMAP family member 8-like. The transcript has a single exon. Gene Ontology annotation, molecular function: GTP binding. Lineage: Eukaryota; Metazoa; Chordata; Actinopteri; Pomacentridae. The coding region runs from base 1323 to 3938 and encodes 871 amino acids. The record is from RefSeq and is a predicted model, not a curated record.